Molecule: messenger RNA, 885 nt
Organism: Fusarium vanettenii 77-13-4
Lineage: Eukaryota; Fungi; Ascomycota; Sordariomycetes; Hypocreales; Nectriaceae
Exons: 1
Coding region: 1-885 (294 amino acids)
Source: RefSeq, a predicted model, not a curated record
AUGCAGCAGCAAGCGGCAAUAUCCACCAUCUUCCAACUCAACAGUUCCGGAAGCUGGUUCGAGAACCUUGCCAUUCGCCCUGAUGGCCAGAUCAUUGCGACAAGAAUGGAUGUACCCGAGCUUUGGUUGAUCAACCCGAUUACCAGAAAAGGCCGGAGCCUCCUUACUAUCCCUGGCGUUUCCGGUGCUAUCGGCAUUAGCCAGCAGACAUCCAAUACCUACAUCGUCGGUGCUGGCAAUGUAACUGCCGAUCCUUUUAAUUUCAAGCCUAGGUCAAUGAAGAUUUUCCUGCUCGAAUUUAAGGGAGGAUAUCCAGACCUCAAACUAGUCACAGAACUGCCUGAGGCUAUGUUCAUCAAUGGCAUAACACCUUGGAGCAAAACAGAGGUCCUGGUAUCCGAUACAGUGCUUGGAGCAGUAUACCAAAUCGACAUUCGCAAAGGGUCUAUAACAAGUAUUAUGUCAGAUACCGACUUUGCAGGCAUAAAUGGUAUCCGAGUACAAAAUGGGUUUUUAUACUACGCCAGCACAAGCAACCAAACAUUCUUCCGCGUCCCUAUUACCAAGGAUUUCGCCAUCGCGGGUUCGGUAGAAAUUAUUCUAAGUGGUAUAUUUAUGGAUGACUUCGCGUUGACCCCCGAGGGUAUAGCAUAUAUUGCAACUGUUGGUAGGGGCGAGAUUAUUCGUGUGGACCCCGAUGGUAACGCAGUCACUGUCGGGGGUGCAGCUACCUCCUUGGAUAUUGCAGGUGGUACCUCGGCGCGCCUGGCAACGUCAAAGGGGUAUGGCAAUAUCCUGUAUGUUACUACGAAUGGCGGACUUGGGGCCCCGGUUAAUGGCAGCGUGACUGAGCCGGCGAAAGUUGUUGCUGUUAAGCUAUCUUAA